This is a messenger RNA of Eruca vesicaria subsp. sativa (arugula), 1116 nucleotides long. NCBI's taxonomy places the organism in Eukaryota, Viridiplantae, Streptophyta, Magnoliopsida, Brassicales, Brassicaceae. The record is from the annotation of a GenBank genome assembly.
AUGAAGAUGCUCACUUUUGAUCUCGUCCUCCUCGUUGUCUCUGUAGCCGUGACAAUCUCCGCCGCCACGAAGAUCGGAGUAACUUACUCAACUCCCGACGUCCAAGAAGUGUCUCCAGAAAGAAUCGUAGCCAAGGUAGUUUCUAUGGAGAUUGAGGCGGUGAGGCUUCUCGAUCCGGAUCCGGAGAUGAUUCGCGCCUUCGCGUCCACCAAGGUAUCUCUCUUCCUCUCUGUUCCAAAUCCACUGGUCCCGAUGUUGGCUUCGGAUCGUCAUCAGGCGUUCGACUGGGUGAAACUCCAUGUUCUUCCGUUCCAUAACCGCACCAAGAUCUCAAUGAUAUCCGUCGGAAACGACUUGAUUUCGCCGGAAGCUCCGCCGCCGAUGUUUCUUCUCCAAGCCAUGCAGAACCUUCGUAAAUCUCUUCUUCAACUCCGAAUCAACGAUAUUCCCGUUUCCACUACCUUUUCUUUCUUCAGUCUCAUUGCAUCACCCUUCCCUCCUUCAUUGGCUCAGUUCAAAAACCCUAACCGAUUCUUGGAGAAGACAAACUCAUCUUUCUUGGUUAAUCUCUUCCUUACUACUUACAUGGAUGAUACGUCCACCAUCCAUGUUCGUUACACUAACCUCUUUGAUGUGAUGGUGGACGCGGUGGUGAAGUCUCUGGCGGUCAUGGGCCACGAGAGUCUCCCGGUGGUUGUGGCUGAGACUGGUUGGCCCACCUGGUCCUCUAAUUCUAGUGAAGUAGAUGCUACACUAAGAUGCAGUGAGAAGUUCUUAGAUUCACUUGUUGCCCAUUUGAGAGCUGGUCAUGGAACUCCUCUCAGGAAAGAAGGCGUUUCUGAGGUCUAUAUCUUUGAACUCUGCGACAGUGGAUCCAAGCAACAAAGCAAGAGGACAUGGGGUCUUCUCGACAACCAUCUCAAAACCAAAAUGAACAUCACCUUCUUCGUGGAUAUACCUGAGAUGGAGAAGAAGUUUAUACGUACUUACUUGGUUAUCGUUUUCUCCCUCUUUGCUGGAGUCAUUGGCACGGUUUGCGUUUUGACCUGUCUCACUAAUAUACUUAGCACGGAGAGGCCACCUAAGCCCGUGGUAGGACGAGACAAAUGGUUGUGA